UCUCAUCUCUCUCAUCUCUCACAGCGCGUGUAAACGCUCUCUCUAUUUAAGCACACCAUCCUCCUUUCUUUCCACUUUCUUAAAACCUCUCCAAUUCUUCUUCUUCUUCGCUUUCCGAUCCUAAUAUAACCCCAAUUUCUCUAUUCCACUAUAUAUAUCGUUGAAUUCAAAAAGAUAUUUAGUUUGAUUGUGUUAGAUGGAAGAGCCUGUCGUAGUUAACAAAGGCGAGGAGCCGCUGGAUUUGCCACCAGGUUUCAGAUUCCACCCAACAGACGAAGAAAUCAUCACUUAUUACCUCACCGAGAAGGUCAUGAACAGCAGCUUCAGUGCAACUGCCAUAGGUGAAGCCGAUUUGAACAAAUCCGAACCCUGGGAUUUACCAAAGAAAGCAAAGAUGGGAGAGAAGGAGUGGUACUUCUUUUGUCAGAAGGACAGGAAAUACCCGACGGGGAUGAGGACCAAUAGAGCAACGGAUUCCGGUUACUGGAAGGCAACCGGAAAAGACAAAGAGAUUUUCAAAGGGAAAGGGAAUCUCGUUGGGAUGAAGAAAACGCUUGUUUUCUACCGAGGUAGAGCUCCCAAGGGUGAAAAGACCAAUUGGGUCAUGCAUGAGUUCAGAUUGGAAGGCAAAUUUGCCAAUUAUAACCUCCCCAAGGCUGCAAAGGAUGAAUGGGUUGUGUCGAGGGUUUUUCACAAGAACACAGAUGUAAAGAAGACUACUACCCCAUCAUCAUCAUCAUCAAUAAUUCCUGGCCUUUUGAGGAUCAACUCAAUAGGCGAUGAUCUUCUAGAUUGUUCCACACUCCCACCUCUCAUGGACCCUCACCCUACUCCUCUCGAUACAACAAAAUCCGACGGCUAUUAUUUCCCCUCCUUCUCAUCAUCACAUCAGAUUCUCAAUAUCAAGCCCGAAGAACACAACACAAGCCACCAAAUUCCCAUCACCAACUACCAGAUUCCAAAUUUCAAUACCACACUCUCUUCUUCAUCAUCUCAUCAAAUCAGACUCCAAAAUCAUCUCAACUUGUUCUCAUCAUCAUCAUCAAAUAACAAUUACCAUAAUAGCUCGUGGCCAAGCUAUUAUGAUGAGGUCCACCACCAUCAUCAAGAUGAUAUUCUACUAAGAGCAAUCGCCUCAAAGAACUAUAGCAACGGAGGAGGAGGAGGCGGCGGCGAGUGCAAGGUGGAGCAAUUCUCCUCCGGCAACCAGUCAGUGGUGAGCGUUUCGCAAGACACGGGGCUGAGCAACGACAGAACCACCAAUGACACGUCAUCGGUGGUUUCGAAGCAGCAGCAUAAUAAUAAAACAUUGUACGAGGAUCUUGAAGGUCCUUCUUCAUCAGUUGCACCUCUUUCAGAUUUGGAAUGCUUGUGGGAUACCUACUGAAAAUUCAUCAACAUCAAGUUUCCAAUCCUAUCCGUGUUUUUUUAAUUCAUAUUCAUAUAAGUAUCAUCAUGCAUAUAGUGAUUUACCUAUAUACUAUGUUGCUGGUUUUUCUUUUUUUAAAAUCAGGCUUCUAUACUGAUUAAUUAUUUAUAUAUUAUUAUUAUUGUUAUUAUCAUAUAUACAUAUAUCAUUGUAGGAUUAAGGAGGAAACUAAAGGUUAUUGGAUACACAUAUAUACUGUAUAGAUUUAUGAUAUCCAUGACUCUUUUUUUUCUUAAGUGUUAGGUUUUCCCAUCAUAGGUUAUAUCGAGGACAAGGACCUGGUGAAAUCAUGUAAAUCUAUAUAUUCUUUUGUUAUAUUAGUGUGUUUGUUUUA
Molecule: messenger RNA, 1763 nt
Organism: Arachis duranensis
Lineage: Eukaryota; Viridiplantae; Streptophyta; Magnoliopsida; Fabales; Fabaceae
Product: NAC domain-containing protein 87
Exons: 3
Coding region: 197-1387 (396 amino acids)
Biological process (GO): regulation of DNA-templated transcription
Molecular function (GO): DNA binding
Source: RefSeq, a predicted model, not a curated record